GAUCUUCCUGGAUUACAUGCUGUUUAUGCAAGAGUGAGUCGACGUCAUUGUUUACGGGUUACAAUCACCUGGGGAUUGCUUGGGCGGAGUAAUAUGAAGCUAGUUGCUGACGUCUGCUUGUCUUUGCAGACUGAUGCGGGAAUCCUCAAUUCAAUCGCGCAAAGCGGGCGAAAAGAACAUCUCCCCCAACAGUGUUCGAAAGGUGACUGAGAGAACCCUUCGGAAGUUUAAAGGAUAAGCUUGUGCACCGUGUGCGGUUCGGCCUUCUUCUCCGGGCUCCUGGAGAGCAUGUAUGAUGUUGCAAUGGCCUUGUAGUGACGGGAUUAUACUAUAACGAGAUGGCGUUGGACUUGGGGAGGAAUAUCCGUAGGCGGUUAACUUUUGCUCUGGGGUUUAUUUUCUUUUGCGCACCAUGCCUCCCCCACGGGACAAUGACCGAUGGGACUUGGUCAGACGAUGAUGGGAGGUGUGCGCGGCGUUACUUAGGAGUUGUUUGUGAUGAUACCCAACGAUCAUGUUGAUCUAAAGCAGCAGGGAUUCCCCCUGUUGAAUAUCAAAUCUGUAAUGCGUCUGAGACGCUCCUCC
Messenger RNA from Aspergillus piperis CBS 112811, 585 nucleotides. RefSeq lists its product as uncharacterized. NCBI's taxonomy places the organism in Eukaryota, Fungi, Ascomycota, Eurotiomycetes, Eurotiales, Aspergillaceae. The record is from RefSeq and is a predicted model, not a curated record. The transcript is spliced from 2 exons. The coding region runs from base 339 to 521 and encodes 60 amino acids.